AGAGCAGAUAUAAAGUUUGAUGAUAAAGUUGGUUGCUCUGAAACUCAACAAUGGCCUCAAUCCCCUGUACUCUCCAACCAAUCUUCGCUUCACACCCCAACAAUUCUUCAUCUUCUUCACAUCCCUCAACUCAAUACUCGCUCAAAAUCAGUUCUCAGUUUCUGGGUAUUCGAAAGAGACUUGGAUGGCUCAAACCCUCUAAAAUUGGACCCAGUAGUAGUGGUUCGAGAGCCACCUGUUGGUUCAGAUUUGGGAAGAACGGUGUUGAUGCUGAAGGUGCUGGCAUUUACGGUAGCCAAUCUCGUGACGAUUUCGAUCGCGACGAUGUUGAACAGUACUUCAACUACAUGGGAAUGCUUGCCGUUGAGGGUACAUAUGAUAAGAUGGAGGCUCUUUUAAGCCAAAACAUCCACCCCGUCGAUAUCCUUUUGAUGAUGGCUGCCUCAGAAGGUGACAAGCCAAAGAUCGAAGAGCUGCUAAGAGCCGGAGCUAGUUACACUGUCAAGGAUGCAAAUGGACUGACUGCAGUUGAUAAAGCAGCCAGUGAUGAAAUUAAAGAUCUUAUCCUCGGGUUUUCAGCUCAGAAGGCGUGAUCGAUAGUUAUCAAUAGUUUCAUUACAAUUAUGUGUUAAUGUCUUUAUGUUUCAAUUGACAAAUUUCCAAAUAUUAAUCCUUGUACCUUCUAAUCUUUUCGCUUAGCUGGAGUUUCGUUAUUCCAGUCCAUUUGAAUGGGAUGCUUUAGCUGGCUGUUGUCCUUGUGAUAGUGUUAUUGUUUAAUCUAAUUUAAUUUAUUUUCAAAAAAAA
Molecule: messenger RNA, 804 nt
Organism: Camellia sinensis
Lineage: Eukaryota; Viridiplantae; Streptophyta; Magnoliopsida; Ericales; Theaceae
Gene: GDC1
Product: Ankyrin repeat family protein
Biological process (GO): granum assembly; intracellular protein transport
Cellular component (GO): chloroplast envelope; chloroplast stroma
Source: RefSeq, a predicted model, not a curated record